This is a messenger RNA of Closterium sp. NIES-65, 1422 nucleotides long. NCBI's taxonomy places the organism in Eukaryota, Viridiplantae, Streptophyta, Zygnematophyceae, Desmidiales, Closteriaceae. The record is from the annotation of a GenBank genome assembly.
AUGGAGUUGAGAAUGGGUGGAGUGGUGGCUUUUAUAGCUCCUAGUGUGGUGUGGAGUGGAGUGGAGUGGAUCGGCUCGGGCUCCGGCGGGCUCGGUUCAUCCAACAGUUGGCGGGAAUGUACAGGCUCUCUUACGUGCUCUCACACGCUCUCACGCGCUCCCUCACGCGUUCUCUCACACUUUCUCUCACGCGCUCUCUCACGUGCUCUCUCACGCCCUCUCUCACGUGCGCUCUCACGGACGCGUUCACGCGUCUCUCACGCGCUCUCUCGCGCGCUCUCUUUACGCUCUCUCACGCGCUCCCUCGCGCACUCUCACGCGCUCUCUCAUGUGCUCUCUCACGCAUUCUCUAACGCGCUCUCUCACGCGUUCUCUCACGCGCUCACUCACGCGCUCUCUCACGCGCUCUCUCACGCACGCUUUCACGCGUCUCUCACGCACUCUCUCAUGCGCUCUCUCACGCGCUCUAUCACACGCACUCUCACGCACUCUGUCACGCGUUCUCUCACGCGCUCUCUCACGCGCCCUCUCAUGCUCUUUCUCAUGCUCUCUCUCACGCGCUCCCUCACGCGCUCUCUCACGCGAACUCUCAUGCGCUCUCACGCACUCUCUCACGCUCUCUCUCACGCACUCUCUCACGCACUCUCACGCGCUCUCUCACGCCCUCUCUCACGCCCUCUCUCACGUGCGCUCUCGCGCGCGUUUUUACGAGCUCUCUCACGCGCUCUCUCACGCGUCUCUCACGCGCUCUCUCACGCACUCUCCCACGCGCUCUCCCACGCGCUCUCUCACGCGCUCCCUCACGCGCGCUCUCACGCGCUCUCUCACGCGCUCCCUCACGUGCUCUCUCACGCGCUCUCUCACGCGCACUCUCAUGCACUCUCUCACGCGUCUCACUCGCUCUCUCACGCGCUCUCUCUCACGCGCUCUCUCUCACGCGCUCUCUCUCAUGCGCUCUCUCACGCGCUCUCCCACGCGCUCUCCCACGUGCUCCCUCACGUGCUCUCUCUCGCGCACUCACUCAAGCGCACUCUCACUUGCACUCUCACGUGCACUCUCACGUUCACUCUCACUCGCACUCUCACGCGCACUCUCAUCCGCACUCUCACGCGCUCUCUCACGCGCACUCUCACGAGCUCUCUUACGCGCACGCGCACUCUCACGCGCACGCGCUCUCUCACGCGCACGCGCUCUCUCACGCGCACGCGCUCCCUUGCGCGCAUGAGCUCUCUCACGCGCUCUAUCACGCGCACUCUCAGGAGCACUCUCACUCGCACGCGCUCUCUCGUGCGCUCUCUCGUGCGCUCUCUCGUGCGCUCUCUCGUGCGCUCUCUCACGCGCACUCUCACGCGCGCUUUCCUGCGUGUUGGCUCCCGUGUACAUGCUCUCCCUCGCGCUCCGUCUCUCCCAUUCUUCAAAUGA